Molecule: messenger RNA, 594 nt
Organism: Prorocentrum cordatum
Lineage: Eukaryota; Dinophyceae; Prorocentrales; Prorocentraceae
Source: the annotation of a GenBank genome assembly
AUGAACCCGGUGCUGCAGCAGUUCUACCAGCAGCAGCAGCUUGCCCAGCAGCGAAACGAGGAGCACCAGCUCCAGCAGCAGCGGGAGCUGGAGGAGCAGCGCCGGCGGCACGAGGCUGAGGAGCAGUGGCUCCUGCAGCAGCGAAAGGAACUCGAGGAGAAGGAGCGCCGGGAGACCGAGCGGCUGCGCGAGGAGGAGGAGCGGCGCCGCGCCCUGCAGCAGCGGCCGCCGCAGCUGGACGGGCUGCAGGAAAUGUGGCGCCGGCAGCAGCAGGAACUCGACGCCGCGGCCACGGCGGCGCAGGCCGCGCCGGAAGCGCCGCGGCCGGCAGACGAGGGCGCGGCUCCCAACGCCUGGGGCGCGGCGAUUGUCGCGGCGCAGGCGGCGCAGGCGGCGCAGGCGGCCGACGACGGCGCGCAGCUCUUCGCGGAGCAGGCGGCGCAGCGGCUGCGACAGCUGGGGCCGCUGGGCGCCGACGCGGCGCCGGGCGCGCCCCGCGCGCCGAGCAGGGAGCGGCCGAAGGAGCCGCUCAAUGCGGCAACGCGAAGCCUGCCCUCGAACGUCGUUGCCAUCGUCGUACGAAGGAUUAAGUAA